UACAGGGCCCCACCCGGCUCUGGACAAGCUCACUAUUCCUUGUAGUAGGGAUCCACGACACGUGGACACCAUACGAGUCCCGAUCCGACCCCAGGCUGGCCCCCCAGGCCCCUUCAGAAAUCCGAAGCGGCGCGGCGCCGCGCUAACCCUAACGCGCCGCGCCUGCGCCUCCGUAAUGCAGCGUCUCGCCGAGCCUUCGGUACCACCGUCAACAAAUGAUGCCCCACCGGUAAGCCCAGCCUCCUGUUGUGCCACUGCCACUGCCGUACCUACGCUGUCAUUGUCUGGAGACGUCAGCAGACGCACGCCGACAACCGUCGAUCAACCGGCAGCGUUCCCCAACAGCGCGCACGCUCCAGCAACGUGCAACGCUGGAAGCGUCCUUGAGACUCCCAGCAUAACCACGCUACAUCAGGAUCCCAAGAGCGUCAAUACUGCGUCGGCGUCGCAAUCGGCCGCGCAUGAUGCUGUUCCCACCGGAUCUGCACCUGGAAUGCUCAAUGAAUGUUCUCUGUGUGCCGACAAGUCCGUUUUGAAGAGCGGCGUUCCUCUAGUCCCCACAGGUUCGCCCUCCACUGUUGCGGCUGACGACACUUCGACAGAAAUGGACUUCACGGCAUGCCAAGGAAACGAAGAUACCUCAUACCCUGAAGGCAGCUGGAACACCGUGAGGGCCAACCGGAAACCUGCCUCGACCGCCCGACCGCGCACCGAGCUCAUCACCGUCGGUAUCCAACUUCCACCCGGGACACUCACGCCCAAACUACCUCUGUACGACUUGCUUGCUUCCAUCAUCGCCGCCGCAAAUCUCUCGCCCAAGACCAGCGCGGAAGUCACCCUUCAGGCCAAACCAGCUCAGAGCCUUGUGUUCCUGAAAACACACUCCCCUCUCACUGCCCACAUCCUCCUCUCUCUUACGAAUAUGGAACUUAACGGUAAGCCGAUCACCAUCAAGCCAUAUGCACCCAAUCCUCCCAUCUCAUGCCUCGGCGUCAUACACAACGGCACCGUGCUCACCAAUGCCCUCAGCACAGCGUUGCGGCCAAGUGCCACCGCUGUGCAGCGCUUCUGCCCGCAGAUCCUGCAGCUCACGUUUGUGCCCAACCUUGGUGCAUCCACUGCCAAGUCAAUACUCAUUCAUCUCUCGACUACACCUGCCCUUUCCUCCUUGCUAAGCAGCGGGAGUGUGCCAAAGCCGCUUUUCUCCGUCGCACAGCCUUGCGCCGAACCACCCAGCCAUGCCUGCCCUCCUCUUCGACGCAUGAAUUCCGUUCACCCCCUGCAACAUCCACCCCGGGAUCCUACGCCGCUAAAGUGA
Rhipicephalus sanguineus (brown dog tick) is the source of this 1318-nucleotide messenger RNA. RefSeq lists its product as uncharacterized. NCBI's taxonomy places the organism in Eukaryota, Metazoa, Arthropoda, Arachnida, Ixodida, Ixodidae. The transcript has 2 exons. The record is from RefSeq and is a predicted model, not a curated record. The annotation marks the transcript as partial.